Molecule: messenger RNA, 3493 nt
Organism: Cornus florida
Lineage: Eukaryota; Viridiplantae; Streptophyta; Magnoliopsida; Cornales; Cornaceae
Exons: 9
Coding region: 373-2886 (837 amino acids)
Source: RefSeq, a predicted model, not a curated record
GGAGUGAGAGAGAGAUCGAGAGAGUCCAUCCAUCAAAAUUCAAUACGUGGAGUUAGUGAGUGACGAAUUUUCUCUCAUUUCAUUUAUUCUUUCUUUCGUAAAUAGCCGCUUCUUCUUCUCCUUCCCUGUUUCUCUCUCACCUCUCUCUCUAACAUUUCCGUUUAACUUUUAAUUCUUCAACUUUGAAAAAGGAAAGAGUGGAGCUCUCUCCCCGUAGAAGGAAGCAGAGGUGCUUGUGAUGAGUAUCCCAUUCCAAUUUAGCAAUGAGGGGACCUGGGAUGAUGAGUCCUUUGCAGAUGGGAUGUUUGAUAUUUUAGCCAGGAGAUAGAUUACCUACCCUGGUUGGGGAUAUUGGAAUUGUUAGUGCCUCAAAUGGCUGUUGCUCGUUUACACAAUGUUUCUGUUCUUGAUUCUUCUUUUCUUAUGGAAUCUCCGUCUCCAUUAUCAAGGCAUAGGAAUAACCAAGAUAGGCCAAGCACCCGGGCAUCCUCUCUCCUGCAAAUGUGGCGGGAGCUUGAGGGUGAACACGUGGUGGUGACUCGUUAUCCUCAAGUGAGAGUUGGAGACAGAUUGCAGCAGCAGAGGAUUGACCGAUAUUUAUCAGAAGGAGGGGGGCAACGGAGUGAUAAUGAGGAUAGCUUGGAGGUUGCCAGUGAGGUUGAGAACGAGUGUGGAACAUGGACUCGAGGCCAGAUAAAUUCUCAGACUGAACGUGGAGACACUAUGAGUUUUAGCUCAGACCAUUCUACUGAAAUUGGGGAAGUUGAAAGGGAGAGGGUGAGACAUAUUUUUCAGGAAUGGAUGAACAGUGGAGAAAGGGGCCAAGGAUCUAAUGUUUCCCAUAUGAACAACUGUUCAAGGGAACAAUGCCUUGGUGAAAAUGAGCGCGGAAGGGUGCGAAUCAUAAGGGAAUGGGUUCAAAUGACUAGCCAACAGAGAGGCAUUUGUGGUGCCCACAUAGAAGAACACUCUGCUGAAAUUGGUUCUCAAACUGAACAAAUUCACAAUGGUUUGAUUGGUAACCAUUGUGAAGUUGGUGCACGGAGGGCUAUUCGCAGAUUAUGCGGCAGACAGGCUCUUCUUGAUUUGCUUGUGAGGGCUGAGAGGGAAAGGCAAAGAGAACUUCAGGCUUUGCUGGUGCAUCGACCUGUCUCUGAUUUUGCUCACCGCAAUCGCAUCCAGUCAUUACUCAGGGGUAGAUUCUUGCGAAAGGAAAGAUUGAUCCUUGACGAAAGACCCACUUCUAUGGCGGCAAAUGAAUUGGGUUUACUGAGACAAAGACAUACUGUAUCUGAUUUAAGCAGGGAAGGGUUUCUCUCUGGAUCAGACAAUUUUGUUCAUGGUCCAGCUGGCAGUAUCCAGUCCGAUUCCUCAUCCAACAAUGGCAUUAACGGUUACAGAAAUGAACAAAUUAAAGCAAACAGUUCAUGUGAUGACCUUGAACAUGCUGAGCCUAGUAAUGGCGAAAGAAACGUCAAUGUGUUGUGUGCAGAUGUCUUGGAUGGCAGCAUAGGUGAAGAUCUAAAUUGGCAAGGAUCUGUUACUCAAGUUGAAGAAGACUGGCAGGAACAAGUUCUAGAAAAUGACGAAGGAGACGAACAACUGCCAUCCAAUUUUGAGCUCUGUGAAAGGAUAGAUGAUUUGGGAGAUGUGGGCCGAAGUUGGCAGGGAAGUACUGCUGAUGAAUGGUUACUAGAAACCUCAGGAAAUGAAGGUGAAGAGCAAUUCCAUCCAUCAGAAGCUGUUGAAGUAUUUCAGGAACAGUAUGAGCUUAGUGAGGAAAGUGAUGCCCAUGGGUCAUCAAAUCAUACUGAUAUUUACCAUGGCAUCUCAGUUGAGAACACGAUUUGGCAGGACACUUCUGCUCAAAUAGAUGAGUGGCAAGAAUCAGGUACUGAUAAUGAGGAAAGUGACUGGCAACAGUUGGACAAUGUCGAAUUCAAUGAAUGGAGAAAUAGUACUGGAGAAGGCAUGGAAGAAAAUUGGCGAGAAGUUACUGCUAAUCAAUGGUAUCAAGUAACAUCAGAAAACGAAGGUGGAGAACACAGUCAUCUGCAAGAAUCCCAUGAAGUGUGGCAUGAGAAUGGUAACACAUCAGAAGGGCCUUCUGGUGGCGGAACUGCUUCAGUUGGAAGGGCUACUUCAUUUUAUUUCCUGGAUGAUGAUAAUGAAUACAGUCUGGAACUUAGAGAACUUUCAAGCAGGAGAAGUGUCUCUAAUCUUCUUCAAAGUGGUUUUCGUGAAAGUCUAGACCAACUGAUACAGUCCUAUGUGGAAAGGCAAGGUCAUGCUUCCAGUGACUGGGAAACAUUGUCCUCUCCAACCCUAGAGCACGAUCAGGAGGGGCAGGAUGGAGAUCAGAAUGAGGGUCACUCAGAUGCUGUUGACAACAGUCCACUUGUUCUCCCUUCAGCACCAGUGACCCCACUUUGGGACCAGGAAUUGCAGGAUGUUAAUUGGCCACGUGAUGACUUGCAUCCAUGCUCAGGAAUUGAGUGGGAGAUCAUCAACAAUUUGAGAAUUGAUAUGGCUAGGCUUCAGCAGCGAAUGAACAACAUGCAGAGGAUGCUCGAAGCCUGCAUGAAUAUGCAACUUGAGUUGCAGCGCUCCGUACGGCAAGAGGUAUCUGCAGCUCUGAAUAGGUCAGCAGGUUCAGCAGAGGAGGUUGCGGACAAUUUGUUAAUGGAUGGAUCCAAAUGGGAUCAUGUGAGAAAAGGGAUUUGCUGUAUAUGUUGCGGUAGCAAUAUAGAUUCUUUACUGUACAGAUGUGGGCACAUGUGCACAUGCUCAAAAUGUGCAGAUAAACUGGUCCAAGGUAGAGGGAAGUGUCCAAUGUGUCGGGCACCUAUAGUUGAAGUGAUCCGAGCUUAUUCUAUUCAACAAUAAGGUAGAGCAAAAAAAAAAAAAAAAAAAAAAAAAAAAAAAAUUGAAACAAGUUCGAAUAACAAAAUAUAGAAUUCCAUUGGUUCUUACUCCCAUAAUCUCUCGAGAUGGCAUACAUGAUUUGUUGUUCAGAACCAAAUAAAUUGCUGUGUGGACUUCUCCCAAUUUCUUGAGUUUCUUCUCUUCAGUGCUGGCCAAUGUCUCUGAUCCCAGGCAAAUCCCAGAUCAAAUUUAACUGACUAUACAGUGUUGAGCUUUCUCUAACCACUUUUAGGCUCACUGGGAAUGGUUCCUCCAAGCAGCUCAACUUGCUCAUCAAAUUGCUGUGGUUAUUAAAUAGUAGUUUGCUGGGUAUGUAUGUCUUUGUGAUAUUUAUUUAACUCUGAAGCCUGAAUUGACUGGUAUUGUGGGUAAAAGUUUUGCCGGAAUCGCUUCUGCUUUGGUGUUCUUCUCUCUUGUGGGAAACUUUAAAUUAUAUAUUAUAGUCUGAAGUUGACUGAAUGAAUCAGAUUUGAGUGAUAUUUAUGUCAUUUUCCCAUCAACCUUUAACAGUGAAAUUUGUGCUUCUUUAAUUGUAAAAUUUUAAAUAUUAAGCGGUUUUGUUAUGACA